Molecule: messenger RNA, 1278 nt
Organism: Metschnikowia bicuspidata var. bicuspidata NRRL YB-4993
Lineage: Eukaryota; Fungi; Ascomycota; Pichiomycetes; Serinales; Metschnikowiaceae
Gene: RPN6
Product: proteasome regulatory particle lid subunit
Exons: 1
Coding region: 1-1278 (425 amino acids)
Biological process (GO): ubiquitin-dependent protein catabolic process
Cellular component (GO): proteasome regulatory particle, lid subcomplex
Molecular function (GO): structural molecule activity
Source: RefSeq, a predicted model, not a curated record
AUGUCGUCAAUCACCCCUGUGUUGGAAGAUGCCAGUGUUGCAGCUGUACAAAAAAGAUAUGACGAUGCUGAGCGUAAAUAUUACGAGGCAAUUUAUGCGAAGUUCGAAGGUGACGACCAGAACAAAAGGACUCGAUUCUUACAGGACCAGGAGACGGCGAUUAUUGAAUUGGGCAAGAUUUACAAGAACAACAAAUCUGCGUCAAAGCUAGACGAGUUGAUCCGGAACUCGCGUGUCGUUUUGAGCACCUUUGCCAAGUCCAAGACGGCAAAGAUUGUCAAGACUUUGAUCGAGAAUUUUGAUAAGAUUCCAGACUCGUUGGACUCGCAAAUCCUGGCCAUCAAAGAGUGUAUUGAUUGGGCAGUUGAAAACAAAUUGUCAUUCUUGAGACAACAGUUGCAGUUGAAGUUAUCGGCGAAGUUGUACAACAAGGGCCUUCACCAGGAAGGCUUGACAAUCAUCACUGGAUUGUUAAGCGAAUACAAGAAAUUGGACGACAAGUCAUCCUUGGUGGAAGUGCAGUUGGUGGAAUCUCAGAUUUACCACGCAUUGCGCAAUAUCCCAAAGUCUAGAGCCGCAUUGACUAGCGCCAGAACGUCGGCGAAUUCGAUCUAUUGUCCGACGCUAUUGCAGGCUGAGCUUGACUGCCAAAGUGGGAUUUUGAACGCUGAGGAAAAGGAUUACAAAACUGCUUUCUCGUACUUUUACGAGUCUUUUGAAGGAUUCAACUCGCAAAGCGACGAUCGCGCGAUCCUCGUUUUGAAGUAUAUGUUAUUGACGAAGGUUAUGUUGAACUUAAUCGAUGACGUCAACACUAUUUUGAACAACAAAAAUGUGAUCAAGUACCAGUCAAGGGAUAUUGACGCCAUGAAGUCGAUUGCCACUGCGUAUUCCAACAGAUCUUUGAAGGACUUCGAGACAUCCUUGACCACGUACUCCAUCGAAUUGAGAUCGGACCAAAUUAUCAAGAAUCAUUUCAACUCUUUGUAUGACAACUUGUUGGAGCAAAAUUUGUUGAAAAUCAUCGAGUCUUACAGCGUCGUCGAGAUAUCGCACAUUUCGAAAACCAUUGGGUUGAACUUGCAGCAGGUUGAAGGCAAGUUGUCGCAAAUGAUUCUAGAUAAGGUGUUCUACGGUGUUUUGGACCAAGGUAAUGGCUGGCUUAUUAUUUACGACCAGCCAAGAACUGACGCCGCAUAUGAAGCGUCUUUGGAGUUGGUCAAGAAUAUGUCAUCCGUCGUUGACUCUUUGUAUGAAAAGGCCUCAACAUUGAAUUAG